UUACGGCUCUUAGCGUAAAAUCAUACUACAUUGAAACAUAAACGAACAUUUAAAUGAAACAUCCAGUAAUAUAGGCAAUAUGAUAUAUUUCAUAGAGGACAUAAUGGAAGAUUUUCUUAAAAAAACCUAUAAUUAUAAUUCGACUACCACCUGCUAAAUUAAAUCAAAGGCUAUGGAUCAACACCAUGAUGUUCCGAAGCCAUAUCUGGAGCUCCUAAGUGACAUUCAAAAGAAGCAGCUACCAGGAUACCAGCUUCCGAUCGAAGUUCAGGAUCAUAAGAACUUAAAAGAAAUUCAAAAUGUGGAGCUUGAGGAUCAGGAGAAAUUGGCCAUCGAAAUUCCUGGUCUGGAGAAGAAGCCUUCAAUUAAAGUUGAGGAUAACGUGGAACAGUUGGACCUCCAGCAGGUGCUUGCCAAUGAAGUUCAGGAUGUGGAGACGCAGUCACCAUCUGGAAACCUUGCUAAGCCCGCCUCUCAGCCAUUCAUUCAUCGUCAUAGUGGCAAAAUUCCGCCCAUGCCGUCGGAAGAAACAAUGCGACAUUCGAUAGCCGACAACUUAAUGGAGAUAUUGGUAAAUAUGGUUAGUCUGCCGUACCGACAACAGUGCUUUGAACUCUUGCAGGUGAGCGAUCCUCUACAGGCACGCAGCCGAAUCCUGAGUAUCCUGCAGCAAAUCGAUGAGGAGCGUAGGGCUCCAAUAUAAAUAACCAUAGAUUCAUAAAUGAAUGCCUACCUACAUUAAAAUCAACCGUCCAUACAUCAAUAUCGGCUGUAUUCACUGCUUUUACACACCGUUUGCCUUCCGAACCACCACGUUCACAUAUCUUAUUUAUUACAUAGCUUUGUC
Molecule: messenger RNA, 847 nt
Organism: Drosophila rhopaloa
Lineage: Eukaryota; Metazoa; Arthropoda; Insecta; Diptera; Drosophilidae
Exons: 1
Coding region: 173-703 (176 amino acids)
Source: RefSeq, a predicted model, not a curated record